This is a messenger RNA of Yamadazyma tenuis ATCC 10573, 676 nucleotides long. RefSeq lists its product as uncharacterized. The record is from RefSeq and is a predicted model, not a curated record. Gene Ontology annotation, biological process: mitochondrial respiratory chain complex IV assembly. Lineage: Eukaryota; Fungi; Ascomycota; Pichiomycetes; Serinales; Debaryomycetaceae. Gene Ontology annotation, cellular component: mitochondrion.
GGAGAUGUGAAGAAGUAAUUUCGCACUCCAUUUUUAUCAUUAGUUUUUCUAGCACACUAUGUUUACUACAGCAGUCAAAAACAAGAAUAUCUUACAAGUCGGAAUGGGUUCGGCCAGACGGUUAUCGUCGAUCACCAAGUUCGACACCAAGAAGUUUGUUCAAUCGCUUCAACAAAAUGGGGGGUUCAACGCGCAACAAGCAGAAACAGCCGUCAAUAUUGUUAACAAAGCCAUUAACGAUGGAAUCUAUUCGAUCACCCGUAACUUGGUCACCAAAGAAACUCUAUCGUCAACUGCGUAUGAGCAGAAGGUUGACUUUGCCAAAUUGAAAGGAGAGCUACAGACCAUGGAUAAGUCUGAGUUUAAUAACCUUAAGAAAGAACAAGAGCAGUUAAAGACGGAUCUAACCAAUCUUAAAAACCGUAUAAAGGAGGAGAUCACCAAGAAUCAAGCGGGUGUGAGGCUUGACUUAAACUUGGAAAAGGGGCGGAUAAGAGAAGAAAACUCAACUCAUGAACUGAAGAUCGAAGAUACUUACACCAGAAUUGACGAGGAAAUCGCCAAUAUGCAAAUGCAAAUCAAGCAGGUCAAAACCCAGGUCAUGCAAUGGUUGAUCGGUGUGAGUUCUGGUACGUUUGCCUUGCUUUUGGCAUUUAUUCGUUUCUUUGGUUAAAUU